AUGCCUGUGGCUGCUGCGGCACUAUGCGAAUAUUACGGCUACCUGCCGAGGCUUGUCCGCCGUACGGCGCGACUUCCACCGACACGCAUCUCCGCAGCUUCACCGAUUGCCCCGACACCGUUGCACUCGUCCCUCUACGAUGCGAACCCUCCUACCAUGCAGAAUGGCGAGGUCGAGCACCCUUCCACCUACUCACUGCGCAACGCGUUGGUGUAUAACAUCGCUGAGUUGCCACCCAAGCCGGUCUCAUCCUUGCGUCUAGUCAUUAUCAGUGACACCCACGAACGGCAUCGCGAGAUGAAUGUUCCAAACGGCGAUGUGCUUGUGCACUGCGGCGACAUUCAGGAAGGUUUGAACUUUGUGCGGGACGUCAAAGCGAUGCUGGCCGACUUUGCUGCCUGGUUCACGGAUAGCACGUUGCACCCGCACCCAGUGAAGUUGAUCAUUGCGGGCAAUCACGACAAGGCCAUUGCUGCAAUGUCUACGGAAGAGGUGCGCCGACUCUUUGCACCUGCUGUGUAUUUGUGUGACGACAGUGUGGUGGUGGAGCCUUCCGGUGUGCGCUUCUACGGCUCACCACGCUCCAUCUCGAACUCUUGCUGGAGCCCCAAUACAGCAUAUCAGGACAAAAAGGCGUGGAAGCCCUUCAUGUUCGCCUCGGUACGAGAAAAUGAUGAUCCCACAGGCUUGUCCACUGCUCCUCGAUGCUCGUCAGAGCAGCAUCUUUGCACGCGGCUUGAAGGUGCCACUCCAGGUGGUUCUGUUGAUGUCUUGAUUGUUCACCAAAGUCCAGACAUACCCAGGGGCUGCCAUAGUGUCGAGGAGCAGCCAAUUUGCACUUACGCUCAACAGGUAGCGCCGCGCCGCGUGGUUCUUUGCGGGCAUCUCCACGGUGCUCAUGGCAUGCAUUGGCUGCCGGUGCCUGAGGUUGUCCGGAAAUUGUUUUGCGUGGAGACGCGAGAUGGCGGCAGCCAGCCGGAAGGGGUGGCAAGGUCGGAAGAGAUUCCUUUCCUUCCGUGCAUUAACGCCGCCAUGAUGAUGGGCCGCUUUGGCCAGAAUGUGCUGCUGCCUUCGAGCGUCGUGGACCUAGAAGUAUGA
This is a messenger RNA of Leishmania braziliensis MHOM/BR/75/M2904, 1098 nucleotides long. RefSeq lists its product as hypothetical. The record is from RefSeq and is a predicted model, not a curated record. Gene Ontology annotation, molecular function: hydrolase activity. Lineage: Eukaryota; Euglenozoa; Kinetoplastea; Trypanosomatida; Trypanosomatidae. The transcript has a single exon. The coding region runs from base 1 to 1098 and encodes 365 amino acids.